UCGAAGACUUUAAACGCACCAAGUUGCCUAGUUCGGCUGCACGACUACUCGACUCCUCUUUCGAUUGUGUGUGGAUUCCACAUAGAGUAUUCGCCAUGAAUCUGCGCUACAUUUGCACAUUGUCGCUGCUGCCCACGCUGUAUGUGCUGCUGGUGCUGCUGCUGGAGUAUGUGGAGCAGGGCCUCGCCCAAAAUCCGGAUCCGUUGUUCGAGUUGCCCGUGCAGCUGGUCGGUUUUCCAGUUAUUGUCCUGUCGGUGCGUCUGUCGCAGUUUGCCAAAAAGUUGGCUUACUCCCUCAAUCCAAAUACGUAUCGUUCGCGUAGCAGACGUGACGCUGCCCACCCACUAGCUUUGGACGCCCAGUUGGCCCAGAAGGAGAUACAGCGCGAGUUCGGGCCACAGGCUUGCAUACUCGAGGAGCCGUGUCGUGUGCAUGCCUCACGUCCAGGCAGUCAACGGCAAUCUGGUAGCGACGGCAAGGCAAAGCUACAUGCGCCCUGGUCGGAGGUCUUGAGGAACUACAAAGUGCAAUCAACCGACGGCUUGAAACAAUGGUAUCUGCUCUCGGUCUUUAUCGGCGAUGCUGUGCGGGAUGUGCCGCUAUGCAAGCACCUGGCCAAACGGAUGCCAUGUCCAGGCACUGGACCACUGCCGCCGCCACAGCCUCGCUAAGGAGUGGUCGCAUGUCGGACUAGGCGGCACUCGAACAUGGGCGGGCUUUAUUUUAUUUUUUAUUGUAGACGUCGCAGUUCCGGGGGCAUCUGCAGCAUCUACAUCGCAUCGUGUAGUCAGUCAAUCGCAUGGACAUCUUUGUUACGUUCUUUCCAACCCCAACUCCAACUCUGUUUCUAUUUAUCGUCACUCUUCAUUAAUUCGUACUGUUAGUUGUUUUUAAGGGCUUUAAUUUAAAUGACAGACAGCAUAGGCUUAGACUUAUAUAAGUAUGUACGAAGAAUAAGCAAAUAAAUCAACAAAAAUCAAAUGAAAAUUGUAUGUGCCUAUGCCGUGUCAUGCCUGCGCUUUUAAGAGCCCCCUUAUCCCACAGACCCCGUCCAGUUUGAAGUUUCAUCUGCUCGGACAAUGCAUUUUACACUCUGCCCCCGUCUUACAAACCAUUUGUCUGGUUGCAAACAAAAAUUGAUACGCCAAAAAGCAUGCAACGGAAAAAAACGCAUGCAUACUUUGCAGCGGAGCGCACAAAUUGUUGACGCAAGGCAUUAAGCUGCAGACUCGUUGUGAAUACCCUGUAACCGUGCAGAAAGGCUAUAUUGAACUACCCCUUUUGGAUAACCUUUUUAAUAGAUUUAAAAAGAGAAGAUACUUCUCUUAUAAUAUUUGUUAUAUAAUAUCUCCCAGUAAGAAUAAAUAGGAUUCAAUAAGAAACUUA
This is a messenger RNA of Drosophila virilis, 1386 nucleotides long. The record is from RefSeq and is a predicted model, not a curated record. Lineage: Eukaryota; Metazoa; Arthropoda; Insecta; Diptera; Drosophilidae.